AUGUAUUUGUUAAACUUGAUAUUGUUGUCCACCUUUAUUAUCGCCCUCUCAGCCUCCACGUUCAAGUGCGCUGAUGGAAGUUGUGUGUGUGAUACGGACCAAGAGGUUGUGAGUUGUCACAAUAAUGCCUCUAGAACUGAAUUGCCCAUGCCAGAAAAGCGCCUUAGGGGUUUCGUGGCCAUCGGAAUUACUCGAAAUGAUCUGAAGACUUUGCCGCCAGAAGAAGAGAUUCUUCAGAAGUACCCAGACUUACUAGUGAGUUUUUUGUUACUUAGGUUAUACAGCUAUGUUUGCAGCUUAGUAAGAUAUGUGAGUUAUUAUUGGCAUUAUAGGGUAUUGAUGUAUGUGGCAACAAGAACUUUGACACUUCUAUUAUCCCAAACUACAAUAAGAUACACAUCUUGGCUUGUGAAGGAGAUGAAGAAAAGACUUACGUGGACGAAACUACUGUACCUACUGUAAGCUCCAUUUAACUUUUACAGAACAAAGCUAUAAUAUCUAAAUUAAAGUUUGGUAAUCUUUUUUAUUGUAAAAAAUUAGCUCUCUUUUUGUUUUAAUUACUAAGUCAAAAGCUUCGUUACUACUGAUUUGUACUUUAGGAUGACUGUGAUAUACAAUGUGUAGCCAUGCAGAAGGUCGAGAGUGCCAAGAAGUACCUCAAACAUUUGUACCAGCUCUUGUUGAAGAAGGUGGAAGAAGUUAAGGACACAGAGUUCUUUAAGGAAGUUUCUCGAACGGCUUCGUCGGUCGGCCGCGAUUUUAUGGAAUUCUUGAGAAAUCACACUUAA
This is a messenger RNA of Bursaphelenchus okinawaensis, 788 nucleotides long. The record is from the annotation of a GenBank genome assembly. NCBI's taxonomy places the organism in Eukaryota, Metazoa, Nematoda, Chromadorea, Rhabditida, Aphelenchoididae.